Molecule: messenger RNA, 4109 nt
Organism: Misgurnus anguillicaudatus (oriental weatherfish)
Lineage: Eukaryota; Metazoa; Chordata; Actinopteri; Cypriniformes; Cobitidae
Gene: gng7
Product: guanine nucleotide binding protein (G protein), gamma 7
Biological process (GO): G protein-coupled receptor signaling pathway
Cellular component (GO): heterotrimeric G-protein complex
Molecular function (GO): G-protein beta-subunit binding
Source: RefSeq, a predicted model, not a curated record
CCCCAAUAAUAGCGGGACGAUUAAGCGCAGCGUAAAGUGCGCGUAUUAAAGCGAUAGGGAAUUCAAAAGCCAAAAUAUCACACAGAGCAGCGGGUCCAUCGACGGACGCAACCAAACCCGUUAGCGCCGGCGAGGGAGGAGAGAGCGGAUCUUGCGAAACCCAUUGGUUUUCGGUUUUAACGAAGAGCCGCCUUUUAUUUGACUCACAACCGACGCGGCUUUUUCCCAAGAGAGCGAAGCAAGUUUGUGUGCGUGGACGCUGUCACCAGCGGUGGGGGGACUGACUGGGUGGACACUGGUGCACGGAGGGGGUGGUGUUUGUUUGGAAGGGGGGCAACGAUCUGCUCGAACCUGGCCCUUUAAAUUACCUCCACAAGCGCUGUGGACGAGACAAGCAAAGUUACCUACAGGUGUCUGAUUCAGCUUUGGUCUUCAUCUUCUUCAUCAUCCAGAUUUUUCUCCUUUUUCCUGGCGCGAUAACCGAUGGCAGAGAAUGUCGACAACUAAUAACAUAGCGCAGGCCAGGAAGUUGGUGGAGCAGCUGAGGAUCGAGGCCGGCUUCGAACGUAUCAAGGUGUCAAAAGCUGCCGCAGACCUCAUGAGUUAUUGCGAGCAGCACGCCCGCAGCGAUCCUCUGCUGGUCGGGGUUCCCACCUCAGAGAAUCCCUUCAAAGACAAGAAGCCUUGCAUCAUUCUAUAGCCACUCUCUCUCUCUCCUCCAGCUAUCUCAGUCCCGACAGCGCCCAUCCCCGGUCAAUGGGCAAUUCAGUCCAACACUUCUUUUAUCUGGAAUCCACAGUAUUCUCCAGAAAAUAAAUGCCACACUUCUGUCAGUAAAAAAGAAAGGGGGCAAUAUCUGAACACCUAGCGUCAUGUAGCCGGGCGUUGAGUGCAUCUAUAUGAAUGAAUGUACGCACGCGUGCGUAGUGCGACCCUCAUGUCGACAUUCAUGCAUAUAGACUCGCCCAACAGGAAGUGGCAGAUUCGAAACUAUUUCAUAAGAUUAUACAGUGCUCGAGAGACUGAGAGAUGCUCCAGCAUGUUUUUCAGUGCAGCGAACGGUGACCUUAUUACCAUAGGUGAUGGAGGUGAGUGAAGUGAGACAGUCACGGUAAUGUCGACUGACUAGCUGGCUAGCCCAGUCACACUGUGGUAAACGGUUGUUCAGUGUUAACCCUGCAUUGUCAAGUUAGAUCUGCAAACUAGAUUUGUACGGCCAAAAUUGAAUCCAGGUAUGCUUACCUUUAUCGAAACGGCACAUUUCACGUUUUACAAAGGGAUUCACGACAUCAAACCAGAGUUGCCAAUAUUUUUACGUUUUCUUUCUGGUCCAUUUGUGAGCUGUAGUUUUUCUUUUUACAUGAAUAAAACACGCAUUUAUUACUUUUUUCUAAUCUUUAUACUAUACUUCAAAAUCCUCAGACACUUAGUUAUAAAGGAAUAAUUUUAUAUAGCGCAGAGAGAAAAAAAAACUAACUGUUAACGCUUUCCCGGCCUCCUUAAAAUACGAUUCUGUAUAAAUAAAUAUAAUUAAAAAAAAUAAAAACUGUUUGGAUGCAGUCAUGGUCAAAUUUGACCCCCAAAAUUUAGUGUAAGUAUAUAAGAUCCUAAUAGCAGAGGCUUGGACCCGCCCCAUUAGAUUGAGUCAUUUUAAAAUGUAUAAUCGUCCGACCCCCCGCUAAUCCUUUUCUUUAAAACCAAACUUGAUUGUAAAAUCCACAUAGAAGGUAAACGUGUACAAACUUUCUUUUGGAUAUGUUCAGAGGUGUUGACUUUGAGAAUAGCUGUUUGGAUUUGUUUGUUCCGAUUUCUUCUUUCUAUGGAAACAUGGAAUCUGGUCAUUUAGUAUGAUACUGUACAGUGUUUGAUAACUAAAGCGCAUUCAUUUUUUUGUGUGGAUGUUUUAUCUUUUAGUAAUCCUUGUGUAAUAUUUCUGUUUCCUCAUUCAUAUUUAACCUUUCAGUUUGUCCUCUUUAAAGCAAGGCAGUGAACGAAGAAAUCGAUUGCUUGCUUGUUCUCUAUUAGGGAAUGUGAACGGAUUGUUGACACUGUACACACAAUGCCUGCACGCGUAGUGAUGUAAGUACUCACGGCUUUGGUACCUGUUCGAUAGGCACACGUGUUGAGGUCGUCCACUGUUUGAAUGGCAGGAUGUUCAGUGUUAUGCAACAGGUCGCUGGGCUUGGCUCUGCCUGAGAAGUCACAUGCAACUUCGCAAGACGAGGGGGCAAGGUCAAACCACAACUCUGAAUGUUUCAUACGCACCCAGCACAUGAUCCACACUCGCCUGAAAGUAGUUGGAAAUCAGCAGCGUGCACAACAAUCCCAGAGCAGAUUUAUGCCGAAAGUUGAAUCGACCCAUUGUCCCUCUAGAUGAUGGAAAACAGCAUUGUAGUGCAGCCAGAUGGGUCUUGGGAAUGGUGUGGUACUGUAACUGGACAUAGAGGGGGGCUUGUGCUCUUCACAGCCCACAGGAUGUUGUCAUCAUAUUUAACGUGACUAAGACAUGUUGAGUGGUCAUAAGAUUGGAUGAGUCAUACGGCAGGCCAGUGAACAACAGAGAAUCUGCUCUCUAUCAGUUGGCACGCCGUGGACGGAGCUUAUUCCGUGACAUCACUUCCUGUCAAGCGUGAGCUGAUCAGCAUGUUUGGCAGAACGGGACAUUGUUAGGUUGAAGUUGGUUUUGAUCAUAGGCUAGCACAGAUGUUGGCUUCUUGAUGAAGUACGAAAAUGGUACUGAAGCGGUCACUGGGGCAGUACCUUAAAGGUCCUAAUAUGUACUGUUUAGGUACAGAUAUGUACCUUUGAUGUACUAAUAUGCAGCCUAUAGGCACAAAGGUGUACUUUUAUGAAAGGGCCCGUCCCAGUGACAGCUUUUGUACAUUGAAAGAGUUUUCUUGCAACUGAUAAGAUACUUUGGGAAAGGACAAAAUGCACCGUAUUGUAUAACGAAGGGUUGUAAUUGAAUAUAUUAAAGUAUUAUAUUUGAAACUUACUUCUCCAUUGCUAACCACAUUACUAAAGGCCAGCGUAUGGUCCACUUUUUACGCGUACGUGAGGAUCCGCGUACAGUACGCGUGGCACAAUUUUCGUCAUCAGAAGAGUGCGCGCGUACUGCAUGCGCAACGUCGGAUUGAAAUGUAGGUCGUGCAUGUACGUACAGGAGAAUGUAGUUUGUUGCCCAGAAGAUGCAUUGCAUUUUUUCGCAAUGUGUAUGCGUCCAUGCGCGUACAAGUAAAUGCGCGUACACGUAAAAGAACAGACUAUACUCCGGGCUUAAGACACUUAGAGCAGAAGUUCACAUUAGGAUAAAGCCUUUCUGGAGAAGUGCAUUAAUAGCAUAUUACACAGACGUGUAUUGAGGUUUGUUGGCGCUACUAAACGUUAAGUUUUAAAUGAAAAUAUGAAGAAGCAUGAUGCCAACCAAACUGUUAAACUCGCUCUACCAUGUUUGAUGGUAUUACACUGGAGCAAACACUGUGAAAGUCAGCUAAACUAAGUUUGCGUAUUAGAAAUGAUUUCUCCACCGUUUGACUCGCAGUUUUGGGAUGCACAGUAUUAUUUUCCUCCUAAGUAUGCGCUCACCACCUGCAUACAGUUAUAAUAAUUCUCCGAAUUUUAAAAAGACCCUGUAAUCAUUUCACUGAGUAAAUGACUUGCUAUGUUGUGAAACCCGAUGUUUGCAACAUUUUGAGCAAGGGAGCGCGUCUACUUACAAUUUGUGUUGCGUAAUGCAAGAACAUUUAAGGUGCUGAGAAGGCCAUGAUACCUUAACCUUGAUUCCUCCAUCCCAAACGUCAUUUGACUUUUCACACCGUCAUCGCUCCCUCAUGACCAUGAGAGAUGACAUUUAGGCUUUGUGUGGGUAAAAUCUGUAGCCAGUAGAUUCAAUCUCAGCCUGUGCCAUUUCUUUGUGUUUUUUCCUGUGUAUGCAUAUGUAUCUUUAUGCCUUGAUUAUGAAGAAAUAUAUCUAUUUUUUGUAAUUGUUCUUCUCGGAUGUGCCAUAAAUCAUGUUUUUCUUGCACACUGUUAAUAUUUUGUGGAUAUUGCUGUUUAAAAAUGAUGAUAUCGAAAAAGUAGAUGAAAUAAAGACAAAAUGUUACUCUGCA